AUGGCCUCACCUAUAGUCACUCUCGUGGUUGGCAGCGAGCAACGUCUUUUCGCCGCUCACGAAGACGUUCUUGCCACUAGCCCUUUCUUUAACAAUGCUCUACGAAAUGGAUACAUGGACGUCGCCAGCAAACGUAUCUCUCUUCCCGAUGAAGAACCCGAGAUCUUCAGCUCUGUUCUCGAGUUCCUCUACAAAGGAGACUACACUCCCCGUCUCGUUCACAACAAACGUCGUAACUCGUACGAACUUGAAGCUGCCAGUGAGGAACAGCGUGCUGCUGUCGAGAGCACAGUUUAUCACCGUGGCAUCGAUGGUGAUCUUCUCAAGGAUACUGUCAUCUAUUGUGCGGCAGAGAAGUAUGGUCUUGAUGAGUUGAAGAAGCUGUCGCUACGAAAGCAAGGACUUCAGUCCGGCAUCCAGUGCAGCACCAUCCUUGCUUCGGCAAGAUAUGCCUACGCCAAUACUCCUGAUACUGACUCCAAGCUACGAGCUCACUAUCUUGCACUCAUCAUUCGUUCACGAAGCACUUUCAAGCGAAGUGGUACGAUGCAACUCGAGAUGUAUAACGGCGGUACUCAACUUUUCUUCGACCUUUUUGUCGCUCUUUGCAAUCAUGUCGAUGACAUCUCAACCGCACAGUGA
Messenger RNA from Fusarium musae, 642 nucleotides. RefSeq lists its product as uncharacterized. Lineage: Eukaryota; Fungi; Ascomycota; Sordariomycetes; Hypocreales; Nectriaceae. Gene Ontology annotation, molecular function: protein binding. The transcript is spliced from 2 exons. The record is from RefSeq and is a predicted model, not a curated record. Bases 1 to 642 code for a protein of 213 amino acids.